Messenger RNA from Brassica napus (rape), 1971 nucleotides. RefSeq lists its product as uncharacterized. The coding region runs from base 1094 to 1603 and encodes 169 amino acids. Lineage: Eukaryota; Viridiplantae; Streptophyta; Magnoliopsida; Brassicales; Brassicaceae. The transcript is spliced from 2 exons. The record is from RefSeq and is a predicted model, not a curated record.
GGAAAAAGUUAUAAUUCUAUUGGCUGAUUUUUUGGAAUUUUUCUUUUUGAUUUAUUUUUUUCACUCCCUUCCGCGUCAUUGAAAACGCCGUCGUUUUCCUGAAUUUUUUUUUUCCAAUCGCGUGUCAAUUGAAGGGGGAGAUGGUAUCAAACCGAUGAAGACAGUCCGACCAGAUGAGUUUGGUUCUCCAUAUUCUAAAGACUCAAUCUUAUCCAUCGCGAACAGCAACGACAACCAGACGAGGUGAAGUUUGUCCUGACUCUCGAAAUUUAAAGUUUUUUUUGUUUUCUGAUUGGAUUCGACUUUUAAGAUAUGAGGGAAAAAAACUUUUACAUUUUGAAUCUGCGUAUCUAAUUGAUUGAUUAACAUUCUUGCUGUUGAGGUCUUGCUUCUCUUAAACAAGACCAUUGCCGCGACCAGAGAUGUAAUUCGCUCACUUUCUACUGAUGGAACAAGAAGAGGCACAUAUUGACAACAAACUUGCAUUCGACUUCAUUCUCUGGAGAAGGACUGUAAGAUUACCUUCUCCUUUAUAACUCAACAAGCAUUUGGAGAGUCCUCUCUUUCGAUUUUAAAUUUUGUUUUUUUGUUUCAUUCGCACGAUUUAGAGCUUUACAUUACUAAUUCCAAUAAUCUGUUGCAUCGCUAAUUGCAGAACGAUUAAGAGGUUCAAAUAACUAAUUUAGUCAGUCGGUAUCCGGUCUGUUGGUUUUAAGAUUUUCAAUUUUGGUCUUCUUAAUUAUGAGAAAAAAAUUGAAAAGCCUAUUUAGAAAGUCCAAAUAUAUUGUCGAUAGAUAUUAAGCCCAUAUGAGUAGAUAACUUGCUCAAGAUUGUAAACUAAUUUGCAUAUUAAUAACUUUUCUUAUUAUUCGAAUCAAUUGCUUGCGCCGGUUGUUAUCAUAUUUAUUACAUUACUUGCGCAAGUUAAAAUGAUAUUAUAUGCAAAUCAAUUUAUGACAAUACACAAUUAAUAUAUUUCUUUAAACUAUUUCAAUCUUUAUUAGGGGUCAUUAAUAGUAUAAAUAAAAUGGCUUAAUAUAUAUAUGAGAAACCCGAAUGCUUAAGGUACAAACAUUUAGCUCUUACAAGAACAAUGGCAAUGGUGCGUGCCAAAAAAAAUAUUGUUUCUUAUGUGCGAGAAUUAAAACCCCGUAAAGAUACGUCGCGUAUUGAAGUUAGGAUUGUUCGCUCGUGGAGAAACUAUAACAAAGAAUCAGGAAACACCAUUGAAAUGGUGGUUGUUGAUAAAGAAGGGACCAGAAUUCAUGCUUCAGUUGGUGAACAACUCAUCAAAAAAUUCGAUGACAAGCUACGCGAGGGAGAUGCGAUUGUCCUCCAGUUGUUCAAAGUGUACGAUGCUACUGGUGAAUACCGUACGACGCCACAUCCUUACAAAAUUGGCUUCUUUCACACAACAUUUGUUGGAAUAGCUGAUGAUUUUCCAACUGCAGUUCCCGAAAAGUAUUUCGCGGACUUCUCUGAUAUUCUUGGUGGAAAUCUAGAUCAUAGCUGUUUGGUUGGUGAGUUAGUUUCUUACUCAGUUAAAGAGUCUUUCACUUUGUAUAUACUUGUUUCUGAUUUUAGUCUUAUUUUUGUAAUGUAGACGUGGUUGGCCAAAUAGUUAACUUCGGGUCUCUGGAAAACAAAAUAAUAAAAGGAAAGGACAACAUGAGGCUCUUGGUUGAGUUGCGUGACCCAAAGUAAGACCCGGUUUUAAACCUUAUUUAUUUUUUGCUAGAAAAUCUCUAUUAACUGGACCUUAACUUAAGUUUAUAUUAUAUAGUAAUGUGAAGAUGAUGUGUACUCUAUGGGGUUGUUAUGCUAAACAAGUAUACGAUUACAGUAGGAGUAACAUGUCCACCAUGAUUAUUUGUGUGAUCAGAUUCCGUUCUGUUAAAGAGUGGAAAGGUAAAUUAUAUUCUUCCGGUUUGUGUAAAAUGUUACUGAGCAUAACAUAUUAAUAAGCUUAAU